Dentiscutata erythropus is the source of this 294-nucleotide messenger RNA. Lineage: Eukaryota; Fungi; Glomeromycota; Glomeromycetes; Diversisporales; Gigasporaceae. The record is from the annotation of a GenBank genome assembly.
UUUUCCUUAUUAAUAUUGUUACCAAAUACGAUGGAUUUAAAAGCUUUAAAGUUUUCCAAAUAUCAAUCAGAAGUAAUAGAGUUAUCUGAUACGGAUGAUGAGUUAAUAGCAGUGGCAGCAACAGAGUCGUUUGUUUCUGAAAUAACAUCAGACAAAAGUAAAUUGGAUAGAAUUAGCAUAUCAAGUAACGAUGAAAGUGUUCAAAGACAAUUGGGUGUUUUAUCAUAUGAAUCUGAUGAUAUAAGUGAAUCCGGCAGUGUUUUUGAUCUCUCCUCAAUUUCUAAAUUACCAUCG